Aspergillus bombycis is the source of this 1080-nucleotide messenger RNA. Its product is annotated as zinc-binding alcohol dehydrogenase family protein. NCBI's taxonomy places the organism in Eukaryota, Fungi, Ascomycota, Eurotiomycetes, Eurotiales, Aspergillaceae. The transcript has a single exon. The record is from RefSeq and is a predicted model, not a curated record. Bases 1 to 1080 code for a protein of 359 amino acids. Gene Ontology annotation, molecular function: oxidoreductase activity, acting on NAD(P)H.
AUGAGAAAAAAGAUGCCAUCGCAGUACGCCAUUGUGGCAGAGGGCCCCAGCCGGGUCCGGCUUGAGUCCAACGUCGAGAUACCUCAGCCAGGAGAAGAUGAAGUUUUAGUCAAAGUUCAUUCGAUUGCUCUCAACCCGGUGGACUGGAAGACCUUGGCCUACUCCAGUACCCCAGGGGCUAUCAGCGGGUGCGACUUUUCAGGGACCGUGGCAGGUCCCGUUGGUCCCAAAUGCAAACGAUCACUGAACGAAGGGGAACGAGUGUGUGGAUGGGUCAUGGGUGCGAAUCCUCUUCGUCCUUCGAAUGGUUCCUUUGCCGAAUACGUCGUGGCAAAGGCCGACCUGCUCUAUCGAAUCCCGGACAAGAUUUCCUUUGAGAGCGCGGCCACCAUUGGAAUCGGUGCGACAACUGGUGGGCUCUCCUUGUUCAAAACCCUCGGUCUUUCCUUUGCCGAACGCAAGGUGACUCCUUCAUCGCCUUCCGUGCUUGUGUACGGAGGAGCAUCCUCGUCAGGUGUCAUUGCCAUCCAGCUUCUGCGGAUGGCUGGGUAUCGUGCCAUCGCCGUCUGUUCGCCCAAGAACUUCGGCUUAGUCAAAGAUCUCGGUGCAGAAGUGGCAUUGGAUUAUCACUCGGACACGUGCGGCAAGGAUAUCCGUGCCUACACGCAGGACGAUCUUGGCUAUGCGCUAGACUGCAUCUCCAGCACGAGCAGCAUGGGGAUCUGCUAUGACGCGUUGCGCAGUCAGCCGGGCGCACGGUACGUCUCGCUUGACCCAUUCCCCGACCGCGUGCAGCGCUUGCGACCAGAAAUCCAUGCUGAAUGGAUUCUUGCGUUCACUGUGACCGGCGAAGAGGUGGGGCUUGGUGGCGCCUUCCAUCGGGACCCAACGCCUGAGGAUUAUGAGUUCGGGAUUUCAUGGUGUCCGAAGAUUGACCGGAUGCUAGAAGAGGAGAAACUUCGUCCACAGCAGCCCACUAUUGUGGAAGGGGGGUUGCCAGGAGUGGCCGAGGGCCUGGAGAGGCUGAAGAGGGGCGAAGUGCAUGCGUCCAAGUUGGUAUAUGUGGUUGGACAGGGGUAG